AUGAGAAGAUUGACCUCCUGCACAAUUUUCGCUAACUCUCAUUUCCCUCCAACAAUUCGUUUAUUCUGUUCAAGAACUCCAGGUUUUGGAUUAUCCCAAUCUUCAUGUGUUAGCAACAGCGAUAAGAAAGACUCUCCUCCAACUUUCGACAAUGGGUUUUUUUCACUUUCACCAUUGUUUCCGACUGCAAAUGCACGCUUGGAAGAAUGCAGGAUUGAGCUUGUGGAUAGUGAGGCCUGGAAGGUGUCAUCAGGCUUAGCGGAGGCGUGGAGGGGCAAUGUAGAGAAGCCGUCAAAGGUGAAGCCUUUACUUAGUGACGAGGAAGAGAUGGUGAAAUAUGCACCUCCAAAUAAGGAGGACCUUGAUUUUGAUGAAAUAGAGGAAAUGAGGAUCCGCGGGAACUUGUUUUAUAAGCUUGAUAAAGAUUCCAAAGAAUAUGAAGAGUAUAAGUUUGAUUUCCAUGGGAGGAAUAGAAAUAAAGGUAAUAAGAAGGUGAACGCAAUACAGAUGGAAAAGGCAAGUAGUGCUUCACCCUCUGGGAAUGAGAAAAGCUUGAAGUGCAUGGAGAAGUGGCAAGUAAGUAAGGAGAAGUUGGGCAAUGACACAAGCUUGGCUGUGGAGAGAUCUCUGCGUUUUGAUAAGAAUAAUGUCUCGGUUUCUUGGCUUCAUGAAUUUGAAGCUUCUGCGGUUGCAAAGACUAAAAGGUCUCAAACUUUCAAUCAGGCUACUGCAGCUUACCAUGAGCCUUUUUGUUUGCAUAUUUAUAUAUCUAAGGGUUCUGCACGUGCCAGCAUUAUCCAUCGGGCAACUAGCAAGGUUGUUGCUGUGGCACAUUCUAUUUCGAAGGACAUGAAAUUUGAGUUGAGUUCAACCAAGAAUAGAGCUGCUUGUGCUGCUGUUGGGGAAGUGCUAGCUCAAAGAGCCUUGGCUGAUGAUAUUCAUAAUGUGGUUUAUAUACCAAGGAAAGGGGAAAGAUUGGAGGGGAAAUUGCAGAUUGUAUUUCAGGCUAUUAUUGACGGUGGUAUUGAUGUUAAGGUGAAGUUAAAGCAGAGAAAAACCAGCAUCCUCCCACCAAAACCAUAG
Ipomoea triloba (trilobed morning glory) is the source of this 1083-nucleotide messenger RNA. RefSeq lists its product as uncharacterized. The transcript has a single exon. NCBI's taxonomy places the organism in Eukaryota, Viridiplantae, Streptophyta, Magnoliopsida, Solanales, Convolvulaceae. Gene Ontology annotation, cellular component: ribosome. Gene Ontology annotation, biological process: translation. The record is from RefSeq and is a predicted model, not a curated record. Gene Ontology annotation, molecular function: 5S rRNA binding; structural constituent of ribosome. Bases 1 to 1083 code for a protein of 360 amino acids.